AGUAAAGGUACAUACUUCACUAUUCAUGAGUGUAGCUUGACCUCUCCUCCUCAAACCAUAGCUUUCAGUUAUUGGUUCAUUCAUAUCCAUCUAUAUAUCUGCUUCUUGAGACCAGAGAGUUUCCCAGCUCCAUAUUCUCCUGGGAUUUUCUAGGUCUAUACAAAUAUAUACACAUACAUACAUAUACAUACAAUCUACACACCCCACACAUAUGGUUAUCAUCUGAGGAAACAAAAAACUUCAGCAGAUAUAUCGACAACAAGUUAGAGGGAGGGAGAUAGAUAUGGGACAGCAUUCAUGCUGCAAUAAACAAAAGGUGAAAAGGGGGCUAUGGUCACCUGAGGAAGAUGAAAAGCUCAUCAACUAUAUUUCAUCCUACGGCCAUGGCUGCUGGAGCUCCGUUCCAAGGCUUGCUGGGCUGCAGAGGUGUGGGAAAAGCUGCAGGCUGAGGUGGAUAAAUUACCUAAGACCUGACCUCAAACGUGGCAGCUUUUCUCCUCAGGAAGCUGCUCUUAUCCUCGAACUCCAUUUUAUUCUGGGAAACAGGUGGGCUCAGAUAGCAAAAUAUCUACCAGGAAGAACGGAUAAUGAAGUGAAGAAUUUCUGGAAUUCAACCAUCAAGAAGAAGCUCAUCUCUCGUUCCUCUAAUCAUCAUCACCUUUCCACCACUAUUAAUAAUACUAAUAAUAAUAAUCAGCAUAUCCCAAAUAAUAAUAACACCAUGCUUUUCGAUCAUAAUCCAAACCUCUACACUAAUCUAAUCCCAAUUUUAAACCCUAGUUCUAGUCUCAUCCAAACCUCCCAUCAUGUGCUGGAUAAUAAUAAUGGUGAUGAUAAUAAUAACCCUUUAUUAUUCAUUCAAGCUGAUCAAGAAAUGAUGAACCAAGAUUUGGUACUUCCUAUGAUGCAGCUGCCAGCCUCCAAUGAUCCCAUGUGGUUUCAUGGAUUUCAACCUGAUCAGAACCCUAGUUCAUCCAAACAAGAAAGUUCAUAUUCCAUGUUUGGCUGUAACGAUACCCCCCACAUUUUCGCUACCGACCAGGAUCCCAUGAUGUUUCCUGCAAUGCCUAAGCUUAGUGAAGUCGGUAAAGAUGAUAUUGAGUGUUGUAUGCCUGUUCUUCCUUCUUCCACUUCUUCUACAAAUAGUGGCUUCAUUGCACGUGAUGUACCGCCACCUCCACCUAUGUAUCAAUUUCCCUUACCGACACUGCCAUCGUUAUCAUCACCAUUGUCGUUCUCGGGACUGACGGGAAAUGAGUUUAUUGCAUUUCAACCUUAGUGUAUAUUUAUUCAGCCUAUAUCAUGUUUGAGUAAGAGAUAAUACAUGAUAGUAUGAUAGAUUGUGUGUUUUUGUUUUGUAAAAUAUAUAAAAAAUACAUUAAAUGUUGUUACUUGGCUUGUUGGGAAUUAUAGGGUGGGGAAUAUUGUUGGUUAAAUACCUAGAUGUUACUAAUUUGGGUUGAGC
Messenger RNA from Cuscuta epithymum, 1465 nucleotides. NCBI's taxonomy places the organism in Eukaryota, Viridiplantae, Streptophyta, Magnoliopsida, Solanales, Convolvulaceae. The record is from the annotation of a GenBank genome assembly.